GCCAGAUGGGAUUUUCAACAAUCCUCAAAGAAGGAAUGGGCACACCAUGUUCGGAUGUCUUCACGUUGUCCUAUGCGCGACGCUUGAGGUAGUCUUGCCUAAAGUCUGGGCAUCGAGACGGUCCACUGUGUCCGAUUUCUUUUGCCCCGACCUUCCUGUCUGCUGCCGCCCGCGUGAUGGAGCGAUGUGAUACAGAUGUGCGAGGAUGUACACGUCGGGAUGGGGUGAUGAGUUGGUCUUCUCAUUUUGCAUUCUCGUGCAACGCGAUGCUAUGGGUCAGCAGUGGCUGACCAACUUCGCCUCUUUCCUCCUCGACUCUUAUACCUUCGAUCUGAUCAUCAUCAUCACCAUCAUUGUCAUCGUGGUCACCGUCUUCGCCACACUAACGUAUACCUCAUCAUCUUCGUCGCCCUUUCAUAUCUUCUCUCGCCAUUACCGUUUGCCUCAUCCUCCUCCUCCUCCGACUCUUCGCCUUCUCUCUCUCACUUCCUUAUCGAUGUGGUUCUCUUCGACUGCCUUCGCCUCGUUCCACUCUUGCACCUCUUUCAUCCUUGCACCUCUUCCGUCUUUCCUACGCUCGCCCCAUCCACGCUCGACCUCCACCACCAUCAACUUUCCUCUCCUUCCCUUCUUCUCGCCCCUCUCUCUUCCUUUCCCUCGCUUUCUCUUUUCCGCAUCUUAUUCCUUCCUCUUCCUCUUCUCUAUACCUCUGUGCCUUGUGCACCUUUUCUCUUUCGUUUCGACGCACAAGUCCAUCUCCUCUUCUCCCCAAGCGCGGCAGGGCGACAUAGCUGCUGGGGCAACAUUAGCGAAUCUGGAUCGACAAGCAUCAAGGAUUCAACCACUAAAUCGGGUCCCGUCGAUCAUUGGCGCCCGACGAAAGCAAGAGCGCGUGCGGCGCGGUCCUAGGCCGCGGCUUUGACGACUUCUCAAGCACCGCAGUCUCUCGGCAAGAGACAGCCUGGACAUUACAAGACCACCUUGUGCCUUUUCGCAAAGGGCGCAGAGCGAUUUGGCACCGUGAUCGAGGAUGACUUCUCCCGCAAGACGUUGGCCCCGACGCAGCAGCGUCAAGGAUGCGAAUUCUACGGCGAUUGCGUCGAGGAAGAGUCACCGUUUGU
Messenger RNA from Ceraceosorus guamensis, 1121 nucleotides. RefSeq lists its product as hypothetical. The coding region runs from base 206 to 922 and encodes 238 amino acids. NCBI's taxonomy places the organism in Eukaryota, Fungi, Basidiomycota, Exobasidiomycetes, Ceraceosorales, Ceraceosoraceae. The record is from RefSeq and is a predicted model, not a curated record. The transcript has a single exon.